Molecule: messenger RNA, 1437 nt
Organism: Botrytis byssoidea
Lineage: Eukaryota; Fungi; Ascomycota; Leotiomycetes; Helotiales; Sclerotiniaceae
Exons: 2
Coding region: 118-963 (281 amino acids)
Biological process (GO): mRNA splicing, via spliceosome
Cellular component (GO): precatalytic spliceosome
Molecular function (GO): zinc ion binding; RNA binding
Source: RefSeq, a predicted model, not a curated record
GCACAUUUGCUACCGGUAUAUUAUACUCUCUCAAACUUGACGAUAUACAAACUUGGAACCACAGCUUGACCAAUUAUAAUUUCAACCUCAUUAAUCAAAUUAGAUCUUUUCGACACGAUGUCCGAGUACUGGAAAUCAACGCCCAGUUACUGGUGCAAGCACUGCAAGCAAUACGUGAAAGAUACCAAGCUCGAGAAAACAAACCACGAAGCCAGUCCGCGCCAUCAAGGCAAUCUCAAGCGAUUCCUGCGCGAUCUCCACCGCGGCCACGAAAAAGACGAGCGGGAAAAGGAUCGCGCCAAAAAUGAAAUCGCCCGUCUAAACGGCAUUGUGAGUGGAAGCGGCGAGGCAGGAAGUUCCUCACAAUCGUCGCGACCCAGUUCCUCGACGCCGAAAGCCCCUGCGACGGCCGCGCAGCGAAAACAACAAUUGGCGCAAUUGGCGGAGCUGGGCGUGAGCGUUCCGGAUGAGUUUAGAUCGGAUUUGGCUAUGGCCGGCGAGUGGCAGGUCACUUCUGAGCGUGUUAUUGAUGAUGGGAGUGGGGAGACGAAACCAGAUGCGAUUGCGCUGGGGGUUCGAAAGAGAGAAGCUGAGGAUGAAGAUGAGGAGGCGAAAGAGACGAAGAAGAGGAGAUGGGGCACAGCGAUCCGCACAUAUCCUACGGAGAAUAACGUCGAUGAUUUAGAUGCUUUGUUGAGCCAUAGCGGUAAAGGCAAGGGUUCUGAUGUGAAAUCCGAAACAAAUGACGGUGUCAAUAUAAAGAUAGAGAAGAAGUCCGAAGAAGACGUGGAACCUCUAGCGAAUAGCAAAAGGGAGGAGGAUCCAGUUGUGAAACCCGAGACACAGGAAGAUGUCGAAAUCGAUAUAAAGCAGAUCCCGGAAGCCACAGAACAGAACAGCGAGCCUGCAGCGUCAGGAGUCGUUUUCAAGAAGAGAAAAGCUAAGAAUAUUCGCCAACGAUGAAAUGUCAUCAGAAUUACUCAAAAUUAAACAGCGAUUCCAGCCAUGGAAACCUCCAUUCUUGGGCAUAUCACAAAAUAGUGAACACAAACGUUCGAGCAAACCCGAUUAGAGUGGGGGAAGAACCUCAUGUUGCGGGGGCGGGGCACAUGCCUACUAAUAUAGGGCAUGUAAAGUUUCCCAUUCAUCGCGAGAUGGAAAUUACCUUCACAAAGAAGUUUACCACGUUGAUGCAACAAUCGAUGGAUACUCCGUUAAGAGAACCUCCUCGCAUUUUGGCUUACGAGUGGAGAGGUAGGUACCGAGUUGCAUAUGUGACUAUUGUGUAGAGAAGAGAAAGAGAAUCUCUCAAUUCGGAGUCAACGUAGCUAAUGAUACGUACAUGAAGGCCAAUAAAGUAAACCCAGAGACUUCUGUCUCGGGCAUUCCCAGAAGAAUUAGUCGACGCAAUAGAAUUUAUUAGUAUCCUACAAUUCA